Molecule: messenger RNA, 768 nt
Organism: Moesziomyces aphidis
Lineage: Eukaryota; Fungi; Basidiomycota; Ustilaginomycetes; Ustilaginales; Ustilaginaceae
Source: the annotation of a GenBank genome assembly
AUGCAUGGAGCGCAAAUCCGCGUCGCCGAAUUCCCACUCCAGGAGGAGGAGGAGCAGCAGCAGCACCGCGAAGGUGGGCAGCCUUCUGCAGCGUGUUUCCCUUUCACGACCAUCCAGCAUCUCACUACGCAGCACGAAUAUCCCCACACAUUUCACACCAUGUCGCACGCUCAAGACCCCACCAUCGCAGACGAAGAGCUCGCCACCACGGCCACCGCCGGGUACAAGGUGGGAGAGAAGAAGUCGCUCGCCGAGUAUUCGCAGCUCGAUGCCGAAGACGAGUCGCUGGCCAGGUGGAAGGCGAGCUUGGGUAUCGGCGCCUCCACUGGCGCUGUCGACCCAAAUGCCCCCAAGCUCUCGCUGCAUGCGCUCUCGCUAGUCUCGUCGAGCGCACCGGGCGGCAGCGUGUCGAUCAACCUGCAGCAGUCCAAGGAGCAGCUGGCGCAGUUCAAGCAGAACCCGCUCAACGUCAAAGAGGGCGUCGAAUACAGCGUCAAGAUCCGCUUCAGCGUAGGCAGCGACAUCCUCUCGGGCCUCAAAUACGUCCAGGUCGUCAAGCGCGCCGGAAUCAAGGUCGACAAGAUGGAGGAGAUGAUUGGCUCGUACGGCCCGCGCGCCGAGCCCUACGAGAAGACGUUUGCAUCCAGCGAGGCACCCAGCGGCAUGAUGGCGCGAGGCAACUACAGCGUGCGCAGCCGCGUGGUCGACGACGACAACAACGUCUUUGCCGACUGGGAGUGGGCAUUCAAGAUUGCCAAGGACUGGUAA